Molecule: messenger RNA, 1119 nt
Organism: Carlito syrichta (Philippine tarsier)
Lineage: Eukaryota; Metazoa; Chordata; Mammalia; Primates; Tarsiidae
Gene: GPX8
Product: glutathione peroxidase 8 (putative)
Exons: 3
Coding region: 25-654 (209 amino acids)
Biological process (GO): response to oxidative stress
Molecular function (GO): glutathione peroxidase activity
Source: RefSeq, a predicted model, not a curated record
GACUUCCCCCUGGAUUCAUCCAAAAUGGAGCCUCUCACAGCUUACCCAUUAAAAUGCUCAGGGCCCAAAGCAAAGGUAUUUGCAGUUUUGCUGUCUAUGGUUCUAUGUACAGUGAUGCUAUUUCUUCUACAACUAAAAUUCCUAAAACCUAAAAUAAACAGCUUUUAUGCCUUUGAAGUGAAGGAUGCAAAAGGAAGAAACGUUUCUCUGGAAAAGUUUAAAGGCAAAGUUUCACUAGUUGUAAACGUGGCUAGUGACUGCCAACUCACAGACAGAAAUUACUUAGCACUGAAGGAACUGCACAGAGAGUUUGGACCAUCCCACUUCAGCGUGUUGGCUUUUCCCUGCAAUCAGUUUGGAGAAUCGGAGCCCCGCCCAAGCAAGGAAGUAGAAUCUUUUGCAAGAAAAAACUACGGAGUAACAUUCCCCAUCUUCCACAAGAUUAAGAUUCUAGGAUCUGACGCAGAACCUGCAUUUAGAUUUCUUGUUGAUUCUUCAAAGAAAGAACCAAGGUGGAAUUUUUGGAAGUAUCUGGUAAACCCUGAAGGUCAAGUUGUGAAGUUCUGGAGGCCAGAGGAGCCCACUGAAGUCAUCAGGCCUGACAUAGCAGCUCUGGUUAGACAAAUGAUUAUAAAAAAGAAAGAGGAUCUAUGAAAAUGCCAUUGAGCCAUUCUAAUGCAAUGGAAUGAUCCGAUAUCUCUAUGAGGGUUUGGUCUCAUUUUAAAUAUUCUAAGAAUUAAAUGUGGCAGUGAAGGAUGAUUUUUUUUUUAAUGUUAUCUUGCUGGUCAGUGGUAAUGAAUGUCCCCAAGACAGUGGUGUUGCCCAAAGCAAAAAUAAAAAGUAGCCAAAGAAUCAAAAUGAAAUAUAGUAAAUACUUCCAUUUGACAAUAGUGAAGAAUCCAGAAUACACAGUGAUCAAUGUGCUUUAAUAUCUUAUUGUUCAACUUGACAUUUUCUAGGAUUGUACUUGAUGAAAAUGGCAACACAUUAGACCAGACCACUGUUUGGAUUCAAGCACACUUGUGUGAUUGAAAUUUUUGGAGUAACUAAUCAUUGAUGUAAUAAAAUACAAAUAAACGUUGAAAAUGGAAACUAUAUAUACAUACCUCCAAAUCCUUA